AUGAGUGUCCAACGUUCAUCUACAACCAAAUCUAGUGACAAAAUGAAUAUUAUUAGUGGGAAUAGUAGUUCCCAGCCUGACCUGUCAAUCAUUGCAGCAACUGAGCACGAAUAUAAAAAUGUGUCACAACGCAAAAGAAAAGUGCCUGAGGAUGAUUUCUCGGUCCAAUUCAAUGAAUUUAAAAAGGAAAUUAUAGGAGUGUUAAAGGAGUUUGGUAAAUCCCAGACAGAAAACAUCAAUUCUAUAAAAACAGAUAUCAAAUCUAUCAAUGAACAACUUAUUGAUAUGAAAACUAAAACGGACUUGCUGCUCCUAGAACAUAAUACCUUCAAGUCUGAAAUACAAAAACUAACAAAUACUGUCACUUAUAAUGAAGAAAAAAUAAAAUGUAUUGAAAAUGAUGUACAGGCUCUUCAGAGCACUGUACAUGCCCCCUUACCAUCAGGAUGUCCUAAACCGACAGCGAAUAGUUAUGCAGAUAUAAUGACCGAAGUUCAAGAGCGUUUAGAGCGCGCCAAGAAUAUAAUAAUCACUGGCAUUUUCGAACCACAUUCAGAAAAUAUGGAAGAAAAGAGGGAAAAUGAUAGAUGGCAAAAGGGGAAGAAACCGGAUGUUUGGCAUAUCGGGCUCGGAUGCAUCGCUUUUUUUGCAGAGCUGGAGCCAUCUCUAUCCGUCACUGAGCAAAACCUGGCAGACCGAGUUCGGUACAUCCUGCGCUCUAACAUAUUUGGUGACGCCGAACUCGAACGACUACGACGUGAGGCUGUUCCCUCAUCGGAUGGAAAUGCUACGACUGGGAAUGCGGCGCCACUAAUUGCGCAGCAAACUGCAAAUGUGGACGCUGCCGUCAAUAUUCCAUUUGUGGUUGAUUCAGACGAUGAUGGAAUAGUCCCCCACGAACUGGAGAAAAUGAGGAGCAUAUUGAAAGAGUCGAUGCUGGAAACGCGCAGCAUGCCUCUCGAAAAUCGAUCGCGACUUCCCCGCAUACCCCUUAGCAAGCGAAAUCGGGCUGUCGUGCGGGCUCUUAACCCAAUGCUGGUGACCUAUUGGGAAGCCAGCCGGGACUUUUGCGAGACGAACUCAAUUCUUUUUGGCGCCGCACUGGCAGUAUGCCGUAUUAUUGGCGCCAAACUUCCAAUGGCUGGACGUGCUACUCAACAAGGGUAG
Parnassius apollo (apollo) is the source of this 1167-nucleotide messenger RNA. The record is from the annotation of a GenBank genome assembly. NCBI's taxonomy places the organism in Eukaryota, Metazoa, Arthropoda, Insecta, Lepidoptera, Papilionidae.